AUGGCAGUGGAAACUGCUACAAUCUGCAGUGCCUCUGGAGAUCCUCACUACAACACAUUUGAUGGUGCAGUUCACCAUUACAUGGGGAACUGCAGCUACACACUCACAAAACUAUGCAAUGUAUCAUCUAUUGAAUUCCCAUACUUCCAUGUCUACACCACCAAUGAGCACAGAGGAGGCAACACCAAAGUGUCCUAUAUCCAGUCAGUACAUGUAGAAAUGUACAACACUAAUUUUACAUUGCUGAAGAACAAAAAGCUAAAUGUUGAUGGAAAGAGAACAAACCUGCCAACGGCUCUAGAAAGUAGAGUCAGAGUGCACAUCAGUGGCAAUUACUUAAUUUUAGAGACCGACUUUGGACUACAAGUGAGGUUUGAUGGUAACCAUUACAGUGAUGUUUCUCUACUCUCAACAUUCAAGGGCCAUGUGUGUGGACUGUGUGGCAACUACAAUGACAAUGCAAGAGAUGACUCUUUAAAGCCUGAUGGCAGUACAGCAUCAAAUUCAAAAGAACUUGGAGAUAGCUGGCUGGUUGACCGAGAUAAUAAAGUGUGUGGAAGUCAAGACAUUGAAAAUUGUGAUCCAAAUCUUGAAGCAGAAUACAGAAAGGAUACAAUCUGUGGCACUAUAACCGAUACUGCAGUCAGUAAAAACGCAUUUGUAUUUAUAUUAAUUAGGAAUCUUCAAGGACUGCCAUGCUCUUGUGAAUCCUGA
Bufo bufo (common toad) is the source of this 714-nucleotide messenger RNA. RefSeq names its product zonadhesin-like. NCBI's taxonomy places the organism in Eukaryota, Metazoa, Chordata, Amphibia, Anura, Bufonidae. Gene Ontology annotation, cellular component: extracellular matrix. The record is from RefSeq and is a predicted model, not a curated record. The transcript has 6 exons. The coding region runs from base 1 to 714 and encodes 237 amino acids.